GAAGACGGUAAGCGCACGACAAUACAAAGACUUUCCGAGAAACUGUUUGAUGGCUACAGGAAGGACUUCUUACCGCGUCUCAAUGAAUCAGUGCCGGUUAAGGUGGAGUUCGAUUUUGAAAUAAUCACCAUCAAAGACGUGGUGAGUCUCUGAAGUUAACUCCAGUGAUAUCAAAUGAAUGUUUAUUGCAUAACAAUUCCAGUUUCUGCAUACCUAUUAGAAAGUUUUUCAAUAGGAGGGCGGAGAAACAGGGUGUAUCAGUAACAAUUCUAAUCGUUGCCACCUAAAAUUGUUGUACAUGAAACGGAUGCAGUUACACAACUUUUAUUGAAAAGGUAUGAUAACAUACCUUUCAAACUUGUUACAUCCUUACUAAGGAACCCUCACUGUAAUUUCAGAACGCCAAGGACCAGACUAUGACAGUGUAUGGCUGGGUACGACAGGUAAAUAUUUCAUCUUCAUCUUUUAAAGUGAACGGUUAUUAAAUGACUGUACAUAUAUAUGAAAGCACAUACAUUACAACUGCGGACAAAGAAAUUAAUACAGAAGCGAUUUUCAUAAUAAUGAACACUACUUAGCACUACUUAGGCAAUAGUGAAAAUAACGCCUGAAAAAAUCUUUUUCUUGGCCUUAUUUUCUCUACGAUAAGGAAAUAUUUUUGCCGGCCCUAUUUUCACUACUGCUUAAGAAGCGUUCAUUGCUGCAAAGAUCGCUUCCAUAUUCAGAACGGUUAUUAUUUUCCUCCUGGAGCGGCUGGGGGAGGGGUUUGGAUCCCCUCUCGUUGGCAGUUAAUUGCAACUGGGAGUCAAUUUUCAACGGUACCCUCUUUAAACUCUGUUGACGACGACUGUUUCUCCUCCUCAUCCCUUGAAAAUUAAGUGACCCCCUCCCCUCCCCUUCCCUAGCACUUUCGGUCCUUUCACUGAAUUGGGGUGACUAUGAGAUUUUGUUCCGAUCCACUCAGGUUUGGCACAAUCCGUUUCUUCAGUGGAAUUCUUCCGAAUAUGGUGGCAUUAAAAACCUUCAGGCAAGCGCCGAGAAGAUCUGGGUACCAGACAUACUCAUGUACAACAAGUAAGAGGAAGCUAACACUAACGUGUCAAAUUAACUGAAUAAAAGGGAAACCGUAUUAAACAUUAUUACAUUUUUAACUCCGAAUGUUGCUUUUCUAGUAUCCUGAUUGGUUCAUUCAACUCCAGUAAUCAGCUCAUAUUCCGAAUCGCUGUAUGUGGAAAUGCACUGCAACAACUGUUGCGGAGCUGAAAAGAGCUCCAAAUAUCCAAACGUUCAGGAUUUAAUGAAAUUUAAUAGAGCAAGUAUUCCAUUCGUGCCUGUUGGAUACGAGAUUGGGUGUAGUAAUAAAAUCUUGGUUAUAGCCAACGAGGCACGUAUCUCUUAUCCAACGCGCGCUCUUAGAAUAACUAGGGACCUUGAGCAGUCAGGACGGCAACGCCGUGGAGGAAGUGAAUCAAAAAUAAAAAAUUGAAUUCUUAUUUUUAGUAAGAAUUUACAAGAAUGUUCCACCACCAUCGAAAAGUAGUCGCACUAACCUACGCAUUUAGACACAAGGAUGGUCAGUUCGAUCUUUGCCAAGACAGUGACUAAUCUGAGAAUUACAUUUUACCUUUUUCUAGCGUUGACCUCCAAGACCGUAUUGGUGGUGGACCUACAACAUACAAAACCAAAGUUGUCGUCCAAGCGAACGGACAAAACGACUGGACAAGUCCUGCCAUUUUCCAAACUCUGUGUUCCAUAGAUGUAACCUACUUCCCCUUCGACAUACAAAAAUGUUCUCUUAAGUUCGGUUCUUGGGCCUCAAGCAGUCAACAGUUAGCUAUGAGCUCGGAACAGAUGAGUGGGAAAACAAAUCAGUAUGUGGACAAUGGCGAAUGGGAUAUCCUCAAAAUAGAAGCUAAAAGGAACGUUGUGCAAUACAGAACGGGAACUUUUGAUGACGUGACAGUUACCAUCGUGAUAGGUCGCGAGUACUUCAUCUUCUGUGUGAACUUAAUAAUUCCGUGCUUUCUUAUUUCGUCAAUGAUAUUUCUAGGUUUUAUUCUUCCUCCAGAAUGCGGAGAGAGGAUUGGGUUAAGUAUUACCGUUCUCCUCGCUAUGACGGUCUUCCAACAGUUAACUUCGGACAUUUUCCCUUCAUUUUACUUCCCGCUCCUUGGUCAGUAUUAUUUUGCAACCAGCGUAGAAAUAAGUAUUUCAAUUUUGGCGACAACGGUGAUUCUUAAUUUCACAGCGCGCAAAAACAAAAAAAUGCCACGCUGGAUGCGGAAGUUGAUGCUGCAGUGGAUGGCGCGUGUGGUCCUCCUGGGGAAAACUGUGGAAAAAAGUUGUCCAAAACCAAAAUUCAAAAGAUCCACCCCGCGAAGAAGGCCGGAGACGGAAUACAAGGACCAUAAAGAAGCCAGGGAAAAUGGAGCUGUUGUUCAUGAGCAAAUGAUGCACGGAUCGUCACCCGAUCAAUCCGAGCGAAAGGAUGACCGCCUUGUGGCUGAGCUCAAAAGCAUGUUCAUGAUUUCCAAAAGUCUUGAUUGUGGUGGCUUACGGUACGCCAACUCGGUCAAGAGCACCCACUCGAAUGGAUUUACAGACGAAAAUCCCUACAGCCCUGAACCUUACGAAGUCUGGAACGAGACUAGCUUGGCAUGUACAGGAGUACUUGAUGAAAAUGGCGAAGAACUCGACGAAUACGAACUUAAUUUACGUAAAUGGGAGUGGAUCAUGGCCGCUAGGGUCCUGGAUCGAGCUUUACUAUGGAUUUGCAUAAUUACUGGAAUUGUAACAUUCCUAGCCAUUUUCAUGCGAGCACCUCGCUUGCAAGAAAUAAUAUUUGGUUCCUAG
Messenger RNA from Pocillopora meandrina, 2853 nucleotides. The record is from the annotation of a GenBank genome assembly. Lineage: Eukaryota; Metazoa; Cnidaria; Anthozoa; Scleractinia; Pocilloporidae.